AUGUCUCACACUAUCACAACCUACGACGCCACUAUCCUCAACCACCACGCCAAGAGUGGCGACGUCGUGGAGUUUGGCAGAACCCUCGACUACCUGGCCCAGCGAGAGGGUCAGAGGAACCCAACAGUAUUGAUCGGGCGGAUAUCCUCUUCCUGGCAAAGGACGAGGCCGGUGACAACAUCGUCCACUCGGCAGCCGUCGCAGUUCAGGCCAGUGCCGCUGGAUGUCAACCGGAACGUCCAAUUUCACGAGCCACACCCGCGCGGCAAGGUGCCCUUCCCGGCCGCGCCUCGGCUUGGCAGGAGACUCAAUAGGGCCUACGAAUGGAAUGUGGACAUUCUCAUGUUGAGAGCACCGCAUUUCUUGGUGAAGACAAGACAUCUUCGCCCGCACGUGAAUGGUGCACAGCAGGAGGGCGGAGAGUCUCUUGCUGACCAAGCCCAGAAUGUCAAUGACAACCAACUGCGGUCGUCUUUUGAGAUCACGGGUUGUCUGCCUCCAAACAAGAUCAAUGCACCUCCACAAGCAGUAGCCUACGACCAGCUGGGACUACGACUCGACGGCACACCGUCUUGUGCAUUGGCACCGGAGCUCUCACGCGAACUCAUUCUCACCUACGGAAUUCGCAAAAGUAAAUGUAAGUGCCAGCCCGUGGUGACUGCAUUCUGCGCUGGCGGUGUUGCCGGUGCUGUAUCCCGCACCGUUGUCUCACCGCUGGAGCACCUCAAGAUCGUGUUCCAGAUCCAGUCCGCCGGUCGCGAAGAGUACAAGCUAGAUAUCCUAGUGUCCAACAGCACCGUUGGCGAGGAUGACUCCUCGUCCUCAUCAUUGACAAUUGGUCACGGCUGGUCGACCACAGCUUGUGAGAGCGGUUCCGCUCCCGCAGCACCCAAGGCCGCUGCUGGUGGCGGCUUCAGCUCCCUCACCACGCGCGAGCAGGAGAUCCUGGCCAAGGCCAUGGCCUGCCUCAAGGCCGCGCCAUCUCUGUUACGACCCUGGGACUCAGAUGGGGAUAACAGCGCCGAUGAAGGUGUCCCUGAACUUGGUGAACGAGAAGUUCUCACAUUCGCCCUGAGCGACAUACCUCUGGACGAGGCACGGCCCGCUGCUGAUGAAGCUCUGAACACUGUCAGGCGUUCAGCGAAGGAGGACUUUGGCGACGGCGAAUUGGAACGCGAAUCCAACGAGGUGUACGUCACGGCUUACCGCCCCAAGUACCUGACUUGA
This is a messenger RNA of Diaporthe citri, 1227 nucleotides long. RefSeq lists its product as uncharacterized. The record is from RefSeq and is a predicted model, not a curated record. Lineage: Eukaryota; Fungi; Ascomycota; Sordariomycetes; Diaporthales; Diaporthaceae. Gene Ontology annotation, biological process: transmembrane transport. The transcript has 7 exons. Bases 1 to 1227 code for a protein of 408 amino acids.